AUGUGGAGGAGGAGGAAUUGCUAUCUGCUAUUGAAGGCCCUGGCACACAUCACCGUGUUUUUCUUCAUCACAGCAUGUUCAGGAGGUGAGUUGUCCGAAACUGAGUCUUUCUUCACUUUCAUGAGAGCCAUUGAUCCCCAAAAUGUGCUGAGAAUCAGCUGGAAUGGGAUAGUGCCACAUCCUUGCUCGUAUAGGUGGCGGGGAGUCAAGUGCAGUUUUCAGCCUCCUGCUGUAACACAAAUCAGGCUUGACAGGCAGAACUUUACUGGGACAAUUGAUGCAGACUCCCUUUGUGGGCUCCAACACCUGCAAGUCCUGAGCUUAGCAAAGAAUCACAUCCAAGGAAAUAUUCCUCACUCCAUAUUGAAUUGCAGAAGCCUGACCUAUUUAAAUCUAAGCAGUAAUUUUCUGACUGGGAGGGUGCCUGUGCCUCUAUUCAAGUUGAAAUAUCUCCGGACCUUGGAUAUCUCUAACAAUUAUUUAACUGUAAUUAUUCCUCGUCCCGAACUGGAAUUCAAGCAUCUAAAUCAUUAUUCUAUGAAACAUAGUGCAGUGAAGAUGUACAAUCUUCAAAAAUUGGCAAUAGUGGCAGACUCCGUGGCCCUAAAUAGCACUGACGCUGGUUCCGUCGAACAUCCUGCAGACCCAUCUAAUGGAAGCAAGCCUGGUUCUGGCAAAAGGAAAUGGUACGACAAAGCCAUAUACGUCGUACCAUUAGCUUUUGGCAUUGUAUUUCUCUCUGUAUUAGGUUAUUUUGUGAAUAAGAGGUUCUCUGAUUCGGCCAAAGAGAGGGAGAUUCUGAAAUCUCUGGCACAUUCUCCUCAGAAAACUCCUCCACCUGUGCCUCAAGAAGACUUGAAGCCUAAAGAAAGAUGCUCAGAGCUCGUUUUCUUUGUUGAAGAGAAAGAAAGAUUCGGAUUGGAUGACCUCUUUGAAGCUACCGCUGACUUACAAAGUCAGACCCCUAGCAGCAGUCUGUACAAGGUGAAGCUUGAACCACUAAUUAGUGAGUACGGAUUUUCAACAUUUUUGGACCCCAAGAGAGUUUGGUCCUUUUCCUCCAAUGGUUAUACAGCCCCUGAGAAAAUCUUGUCGGAACAAGGCGAUGUUUUCAGUUUUGGAAUAAUUAUGCUUGAGUUACUAACAGGAAAAACUGUGGAGAAGAGUGGGAUAGACCUUCCUAAAUGGGUCAGAUCCAUAGUAAGGGAGGAAUGGACAGGAGAAGUUUUCGACAAGGAGUUCAAUCACUCUGCGAGGCAAUAUGCAUUCCCUUUGCUCAAUAUCUCUCUCAAAUGUGUAUCAAAAUCACCGGAAGAGCGGCCAUCUAUGGGAGAAGUGAUGGAGAAGAUAGAGGAAGUAGUGAAUGCAAAUGAGGAAUUCACUAUUUCUUCUAUGGGCUCAAUACUAUCCAGUCCACCAGAGUGGUGCAUACUUCACUCUGUCAUACCUGAGACUUGGGAUACUCCUGGCUCAAAUUAUUGA
Messenger RNA from Populus nigra (black poplar), 1482 nucleotides. RefSeq names its product probable leucine-rich repeat receptor-like protein kinase IMK3. Bases 1 to 1482 code for a protein of 493 amino acids. Gene Ontology annotation, biological process: protein phosphorylation. NCBI's taxonomy places the organism in Eukaryota, Viridiplantae, Streptophyta, Magnoliopsida, Malpighiales, Salicaceae. Gene Ontology annotation, molecular function: protein kinase activity; protein binding; ATP binding. The transcript is spliced from 2 exons. The record is from RefSeq and is a predicted model, not a curated record.